AUGAGCAGCUACAAAGAAUUUUGCAUUUUGACAGGGCGAAUUUUCAUGGGAAGGUGAAAUCUAUAGUAUUUUUGCCAUUAUUUCCCUUUAAUUUCGUUAAAUUUUCGGUUCGGUUGCGUUUUAAUUUUAUAUUAAAUAGAAUUUUAUUUCGACGCUCGUAAUAUCUGAAACAAUAACGAAGAUGAAAAUUGCGUUCUUGACGUUGUUCGUCAUUGGUGUGGCAGCAGCAUCGAAUUCGGUCGUUUUAGUCUUCGCACCAGUACCAAAAAUACCUGCGCUAGAAAGUAUCGACUAUGAUAGCUUCAACGCAAUUGUUAAGCCAUUAGCGGAAGACCACAUGAUUGCUGUUAUCCAAGAAGACGGAUUAUCGUACAAUGAUUUCUUGUGUAAAAGCAACAGAACAAAAGAACAAUCAUGUUACUCUCGCCUACAAGGCAUAACACCUAAAACUUUUUAUAGGAGUGUUAAUAACCCCGAGAAAGUUUUGCAGAGUUUAGAUCCCAAUAGUGAGACUAUCAUUAUCUCAAAAAGUGGAAAGCUUGAAACGCCAUUAAAAUGCAAGGCUGGGAAAGUUGUGUUUUUCAGGUUCGAAGCAGAGCCUGAGUUGAGCCGCGAAGAUAUUUUGGAGACUCAUGAUUUUGCCAUUUCAAAUUUAAUGAAACAGGUAUCUUGUCCCACAGUAUUUAUGUACACAUCUACACCUGAAAAGGAAAGUACUGUAAUUAAACGUGCCCGUCGUGCACUUUCAAUUUGGGAGACCGCCGCCCCAGAGGGUGGAAUUAUAUUCUCUAACCCUAAGUUUCAAAUAUUCUUUACAACAUUGUCUGUGACAAUAGAUAACACAAAGAAAGACAUUACCAUUAGCAGUAUGAAAAUCGAUGAACACAACACAACCGAUUUCACGGUCACUCUUGCAAGCAGUGAUGGUGUAGACAAUGUUACUUUUAAUAUUGCGCUAAAAGCAGGAUACUAUUACAUGAAGCAAUUGACUUACAAUACGAAUACACAAUUCCUCACAAGUGAUGUAAACGCACCUCCAGCAUUCUCCUAUUUUUGUGGCAAUUUAACAGUUUCUUCACUCAACGGUAACAAACUCCUUUGGAACUCCCUCCAAUUCCAAGCACCUUUUAGUAGCAAAGUCAAUGCGGUAGGCGAUUAUUUUCAAUUUGGGGAUUCUUGGAACUGUGUAGGAUUUGUUAGUCAUGCAAUCCUCGCUGGCUUGUUUGUAUCCGUUAUUUUGCUUGCGAUACUUUUCGUCGGUAUAUGUUGGAUGAUGGAUAUCAACACAAUGGAUCGUUUUGAUGAUCCUAAGGGCAAGACAAUUACAAUAAAUGCCAACGAGUAAGCGUUAGCUGCUUAUUAGUUAAUCGCUGGUAGCAUAACGCCGCCCAACUGCUACUGUCAACAGCGUUUUUGCACUGUCAGUUGCGCACAGUUCAUUCCCCUUAUUAUUUUAUUGAUAUUUUAUGAUAUCAUAUUGGUCAUUAUCUAUUAUAUCUUUGGAUGUUACAUGGAUAAGAAGGCAUUAUUCAAUUAAAAAUUUAAAAGUGUGGAUAUUAGAAUUGCAGUAACAACAAAUUCAUUCUCUAGAGCAGAUUAUUGCGUUGCUUUUUCAUAUAUAAUUUCUGUUUUUUUCUAAAAUAAAUGUUUUAAAACGGCAUUUCCAAGUUUCUACCAGAACUUUCAUGAAACUUUCCAUCUCUUACCUCAGCAUCUACUAAAUUUGACGAUAAUCAAGUUGUUUUGAUGAGAAUUGUGAUUGAAACUUGAAUGCGUAAUAUAUUAUAUUAUAUCAUUUAUUUAUUUUGGCUCAUUAAAGUUUAUAUAAUUUUUUUUUGAAUAAUUCCUGGGCGAUUUAUUGCUGCGAUGCAAACAUAUUUUGUGUGUGUGUAUGUUUGUAAAUAUCAUUUAAACAUCGAUGUGGUGAAAUACGUAUUAAUUUUCAUUAAUGAAUAAUCUAUUUUUAUAGUGUCAUGUAUUGCGAUAGGCACAAAAAAUUAAAUUUUAAAAUAAAUAAAA
This is a messenger RNA of Ceratitis capitata (Mediterranean fruit fly), 2019 nucleotides long. RefSeq lists its product as uncharacterized. The transcript has 4 exons. NCBI's taxonomy places the organism in Eukaryota, Metazoa, Arthropoda, Insecta, Diptera, Tephritidae. Gene Ontology annotation, cellular component: proton-transporting V-type ATPase complex. Bases 182 to 1345 code for a protein of 387 amino acids. The record is from RefSeq and is a predicted model, not a curated record.